Molecule: messenger RNA, 1629 nt
Organism: Hevea brasiliensis (rubber tree)
Lineage: Eukaryota; Viridiplantae; Streptophyta; Magnoliopsida; Malpighiales; Euphorbiaceae
Exons: 2
Coding region: 376-1170 (264 amino acids)
Source: RefSeq, a predicted model, not a curated record
UUCUGAUUCUUUCACUUUGCUUCUUUUCUUCUGAAUUUGUAAUCGGAGGUGGGUAUUAUAUUUUUUUCUGCAAACGGAGAGAUCCCCACCUCCUCCAACCAUCAACUGAUCCAAAUUUUUGGUUCUUUAUGGAAUGAUUUCAUUAUUUCUGUGAAUCUCUCUAUAGUGUAGAUGCGAAUAUGCUUUCCUCCAGAAAUCGAUGAUCAAAAACAGAGGAUUUUUUUUGUCUUUUUUAUUAUGGUAUUACAAAAUUUUCCCACGUCUGCGGCGCUUGUCUAUUGAUCUUUCACUAUUUAUAUGUGACAUUUAGAUUAGUAAGGCUUAGCGUCCUUAGACAAAUACCAUUUUUCUAAAUCGUAUUGUUUCACAUUCACCAUGUGGGGUUUUGCUUCUAAAGCCAUUAAUAGAUCCGUCAGGUUGAAGAAUGAUCUUUCAAAGCCCAGUCAAGCUCCUUCAGAAUGCUCAGAUGAUGAACCAUCUUUAAACAGUAGCAGAGAAGAGGGACUGGAAUGCCCCAUAUGCUGGGAAUCUUUCAACAUUGUUGAAAACGUGCCCUAUGUUUUGUGGUGUGGCCACACCCUCUGUAAGAAUUGUGUGCUAGGGCUGCAAAGAGCUAUGGUGAAACUUCCUACCCUCCCAAUCCAGCUUCCAUGCUUCAUUUCUUGUCCUUGGUGUAAUCUAUUAUCUUUUAGAUUGGUACACAAUGGACAUCUUAGGUUUCCUCGGAAGAACUACUUUCUACUCUGGAUGGUUGAAAACAUGAAUGGUGAUAGGUCAAAGUCCUAUUUCUCCUUUCAUGGUGAUCACCAGCCUGUUUGUUCUUCAAACGGAAAUCAAGCCACCCAUACGAGCAACAGGCGAGUUCCAUGUUCUCAUCCCCCAGAACAAUCAGCUUCUAACCAUGGUGAUGGUCGCCUUAACAUUAGAUACUUCAAUUCUCUGAGAUUUCAGUUAUCCAUUCGUAAGUCAUUUGUUUUCUUUGUUCAUUUGACAGCUAAGUUUCCAUUGAUUCUCAUAUUUCUUCUGAUUAUUUUAUACGCAAUACCGGCCAGUGCAGCCAUCUUGGCACUCUACAUCCUUAUCACCUUUUUUUUUGCUCUCCCUUCUUUUCUCAUCUUGUACUUUGCCUUACCCAGUCUGGAUUGGUUGGUUAGAGAAAUCAUCACUUGAGUUAACAUUUUCUUACAUGCCUGAUGUGGUGAUGCCACAAACUUGUGGAAUUUAUCUUCUUGUCAGUCUAUUUACAUGGUGCAAUUUGACGACUUCCCUCCAUUCGAUGCUGACCAGCUUCCUCGUUUUACAUACCAUGUAAGUUGAAUGCAGAUGUUAAAUUGGUCUUGAGAACGCCUUUCUUUUGUAAUUCCAAAAUUUUGGGAAGUAAUCAAUGGUCUCUAGUGGAAAUAUAACGGUGACACACGAGUAUUAUUCUGCGGCAGUGUACAUAUAUAAGCUGGUCAAGGCACUUUGUGUAAGAAAAGUGCUUAGAAAAUUGUCCCUGUUUUGUAUGUUGAGGGUAAUGAUCUUGUGAGUAUUUUGUCUUUGCAUUCCUUUUAUGUCCUUUUGUUUUCGUGUGAGAUUGUAUGAGCACAUUUCAUGAGCAUCAAUUUAAAACGAAUGGAUGUUUGUUUA